Messenger RNA from Aegilops tauschii subsp. strangulata, 861 nucleotides. Its product is annotated as rust resistance kinase Lr10-like. NCBI's taxonomy places the organism in Eukaryota, Viridiplantae, Streptophyta, Magnoliopsida, Poales, Poaceae. Gene Ontology annotation, biological process: protein phosphorylation. Gene Ontology annotation, molecular function: ATP binding; protein kinase activity. The record is from RefSeq and is a predicted model, not a curated record.
AAAACACAACAGGAGAGGGAGGAGAAUUCAUUAAUUAAUGAAGUCGCAACCAUCGGGAGAAUACACCAUGCAAACAUUGUCCAACUCCUCGGCUUUUGCUCACAAGGAACUAUGCGUGCUCUUAUUUAUGAAUUCAUGCCUAAUGACUCAUUGGAGAGGUAUAUAUUCUCUAAUGCUUCUAAUAUUUAUCGACAACUCCUAGUACCCCAAAAAAUGCUAGAUGUUUCUCUAGGCAUUGCCCAAGGAAUGGAAUACCUGCAUCAAGGAUGCAACCAGCGCAUUCUCCACUUUGACAUCAAGCCUCACAACAUCCUGCUGGACUACAACUUCAACCCAAAGAUCUCAGACUUUGGCCUAGCAAAGCUCUGUGCAAGUUACCAGAGCAUUGUUACUUUAACUGCAGCAAGAGGCGCAAUGGGAUAUAUUGCUCCGGAGCUAUAUUCAAGGAACUUUGGGGGAAUAUCCUACAAGUCAGAUGUAUACAAUUUUGGCAUGCUGGUGUUAGAAAUGGUUAGCGGAAGGAGGGACUCAGACCCAAGUGUCGGGAGCCAGAACGAUGUGUACCUUCCAGAGUGGAUCUAUGAGAAAGUAACCACUGGGCAAGACUUGAUUAUUACCUGGGAUAUGGCACAUGAAGAGAAAGAAAAGGUCAGACAGCUUGCCAUUGUGGGACUAUGGUGUAUCCAGUGGCACCCAAAGAAUCGGCCAUCAAUGACAAAGGUGGUGAACAUGUUAACGGGGAGGUUGCAGAACCUACAGAUUCCCCCUAAGCCCUUUGUGUCAUCUGAAAAUCAUCCUGGACCAUAAAGCAUGGAGAACAUGCUGUCGUGAUUUGGUACAUAUGGCAGACAUGCACUUAGU